Centruroides sculpturatus (bark scorpion) is the source of this 471-nucleotide messenger RNA. Its product is annotated as myotubularin-related protein 10-B-like. The transcript has 2 exons. Bases 157 to 465 code for a protein of 102 amino acids. Lineage: Eukaryota; Metazoa; Arthropoda; Arachnida; Scorpiones; Buthidae. The record is from RefSeq and is a predicted model, not a curated record.
ACAUAAAAUGGCGUACGUUGCUUGGUCCGAUUGACCGACGAGUCGAUUCAUCCAUGCUUUUCUGCUACGUUCCGCUUCUUUUAAGUCAUAAAAUCGAAUUCCUGCACGCUAACGAGCCGACGAUCUGUCCCGACAUCGGAUAGAUAAGAAACAAACAUGAAUUCGUUGCGAUUAAAGCAGAGAGGACAAACUUUUAAAACUUAUGUUGAUCUCGGUUUGCAGCAAAAAGAAGAUCCGGAGUUCUCGUCCAAUUUAUCGUCAGAUGAAAUUUCAUGCAAAAGAGCCAUGCCAAAUUUAUUGAAUGGAGAGAUGGUCAUAGCGCAAGCAGAAAAUGUCCUCAAAUUUAAUAUAAUGAGUGAGUUAAAAACGGGUAUUUCUGGAGAAUUAAUCUGUACUACAUUUAAGUUAAGUUUUGUUACUCCAGAAGAUAUUCCUUUGAAUCAGGUAAAAUUAAUUUAUUUUUAAAAAUGA